This is a messenger RNA of Vicugna pacos (alpaca), 8331 nucleotides long. The record is from RefSeq and is a predicted model, not a curated record. Lineage: Eukaryota; Metazoa; Chordata; Mammalia; Artiodactyla; Camelidae.
AUGGCAAAAGGCAGUUACCCAAAGGAAAGCGAAACUGAUGGUGAUUGGGGUAUCCAUGAAUUUGAGAUUACCUUGAACUGGUUCAAUUCAAACAUUCAAAUAAAAACCUUGGCAGAUGACGUGCGUGACCGAAUUACAAGUUUUAGAAAAUCUACCGUCAAAAAAGAAAAACCUCUUAUUCAACAUCCUAUUGAUUCUCAAGUUGCAAUGAGUGAGUUUCCAGCGGCUCAGCCAUUGUAUGAUGAACGAUCUUUGAAUUUAACAGAAAAGGAAGUCCUGGAUCUCUUUGAAAAAAUGAUGGAGGACAUGAACCUUAACGAAGAACGGAAAGCUCCUUUACGAAACAAAGAUUUUACCACCAAACGUGAGAUGGUCGGCCAGUAUAUUUCCGCUACUGCCAAAUCUAUAGUUGGAAGUAAAGUUACGGGAGGGCUGAAAAACAGCAAACAUGAAUGCACCCUGUCUUCACAAGAAUACGUGCAUGAAUUACGAUCUGGUAUUUCAGAUGAGAAACUUCUUAACUGCCUAGAAUCUCUCAGGGUUUCUUUAACCAGCAAUCCUGUCAGCUGGGUUAACAACUUUGGCCAUGAAGGUCUUGGACUGUUGUUGGAUAUGCUGGAAAAGCUUCUGGACAAGAAACAGCAAGAGAAUAUCGAUAAGAAGAAUCAGUAUAAACUUAUUCAGUGCCUCAAAGCAUUUAUGAAUAAUAAGUUUGGAUUGCAAAGGAUUCUGGGAGACGAAAGAAGUCUUUUACUACUGGCAAGAGCAAUUGACCCCAAACAGCCCAACAUGAUGACUGAAAUAGUAAAAAUACUUUCUGCUAUUUGCAUCGUUGGAGAAGAGAACAUUCUAGAAAAGCUUUUAGGGGCUAUCACUACAGCAGCAGAACGAAACAACAGAGAACGAUUUUCACCAAUUGUGGAAGGAUUAGAAAACCAUGAAGCUUUGCAAUUACAGGUGGCCUGCAUGCAGUUUAUAAAUGCCCUUGUCACAUCUCCUUAUGAGCUUGAUUUUCGAAUACAUUUAAGGAAUGAAUUCCUUCGUUCAGGACUAAAAACAAUGUUACCAGAUCUAAAAGAAAAAGAGAAUGAUGAGCUUGAUAUUCAGUUGAAAGUAUUUGAUGAGAACAAAGAGGACGACCUAACCGAAUUAUCACACCGUCUCAAUGACAUUCGAGCAGAAAUGGAUGAUAUGAAUGAAGUGUACCAUCUUCUGUAUAAUAUGUUGAAGGACACUCCUGCUGAAAAUUACUUAUUAUCCAUUCUACAACACUUUUUGCUCAUCAGAAAUGAUUAUUAUAUCAGGCCACAGUAUUACAAAAUAAUAGAGGAGUGUGUUUCACAGAUAGUGCUCCACUGCAGUGGGAUGGAUCCAGAUUUCAAGUAUAGACAAAGAUUAGACAUUGAUUUCACUCAUCUGAUAGAUUCUUGUGUGAACAAGGCAAAAGUAGAAGAAAGUGAGCAAAAAGCAGUGGAAUUUUCGAAGAAGUUCGAUGAAGAAUUCACAGCUCGACAGGAAGCUCAAGCUGAGCUUCAGAAAAGAGAAGAAAAAAUCAAAGAGCUUGAAACAGAAAUCCAGCAACUUCGAACCCAGGGACAUGGACUCUCAGGUUCACCUCCUCCUCCACCGCCUCCAUUGCCAGGUAGUGGGCCACUGCCACCCCCACCUCCACCACCGCCACCUCUACCCGGAGUAGGUCCCCCACCUCCUCCUCCACUUCCUUCGUCUGGGGUAUCACCACCACCACCUUUGAUUGGGGGGCCUAUUCCACCGCCUCCCUUUGGAGCUCUUCCUUUGCCGGGAACAGCACUUGAUCUGCCGUAUGGAAUGAAGCAGAAAAAAAUAUAUAAGCCUGAAGUGUCCAUGAAGAGAAUCAACUGGUCAAAGAUUGAACCCAAAGAAUUAUCUGAGAACUGUUUCUGGUUAAAAGUUAAGGAAGAUAAGUUUGAAAAUCCUGAUCUCUUUGCAAAAUUGGCACUGAAUUUUGCUACUCACAUGAAAGUUCCAAAGAAUGCAGAAGCUUUAGAAGAGAAGAAGACCCUACCUGCAAAGAAGAAGGUGAAAGAGUUGAGAAUUUUGGAUCCCAAAACAGCCCAGAAUCUGUCUAUCUUCCUAGGAUCAUAUCGUAUGCCGUAUGAAGACAUAAAAAACAUUAUUCUGGAAGUUAAUGAAGACAUGUUGAGUGAGGCCCUAAUUCAGAACCUUAUAAAACAUCUUCCAGAGCAGAAGGUACUCAGUGAAUUAGCACAGCUGAAGAAUGAAUAUGAUGACCUUUGGGAGCCUGAACAAUUUGGGGUUGUGAUGAGCUCAGUGAAAAUGUUACGGCCUCGUCUCAAUAGCAUUCUUUUCAAGCUUACAUUUGAAGAACACGUAAACAACAUCAAACCGAGCAUCAUAGCUGUAACUCUUGCCUGUGAAGAACUGAAGAAAAGUGAAAGCUUUAGCAGACUCUUAGAGUUAGUUCUUUUGGUUGGAAACUACAUGAACUCAGGCUCAAGAAAUGCCCAGUCCUUGGGUUUUAAGAUCAACUUUCUUUGUAAGAUCAGAGAUACUAAAUCAGCAGAUCAAAAAACAACCCUCUUGCAUUUUAUUGCUGAAAUUUGUGAAGAAAAAUACCGGGAUAUCCUGAAAUUUCCUGAAGAACUGGAGCAUGUAGAAAGUGCAAGCAAAGUUUCAGCUCAAAUUCUCAAGAGCAACCUUGCCGCAAUGGAACAACAGAUUGUUAAUCUGGAACGUGACAUCAAGCGAUUCCCCCAAACAGAAAAUCAACAUGAUAAGUUUGUGGAAAAGAUGACGAGCUUUACAAAGAGCGCCAGAGACCAGUAUGAAAAACUGUUCACCAUGCACAACAACAUGGUAAAGCUCUAUGAGAAUCUUGGAGAAUACUUUGUUUUUGACUCUAAGACAGUGAGCAUAGAAGAAUUUUUCGGUGAUCUCAGCAACUUCCGAACUUUGUUUCUGGAAGCAGUGAAAGAAAACAACAAGAGAAAAGAAAUGGAAGAGAAGACUAGGAGGGCAAAACUUGCAAAAGAGAAAGCAGAACAAGAAAAGUUGGAACGCCAGAAGAAGAAGAAACAACUCAUCGAUAUAAACAAAGAGGGUGAUGAGACUGGCGUGAUGGAUAAUCUUCUAGAAGCCCUGCAAUCAGGUGCAGCGUUCCGAGAUCGCAGAAAGCGGAUUCCGAGGAAUCCAGAUAACAGAAGAGCACCUUUGGAAAGGUCACGCUCUCGCCACAAUGGAGCUAUCUCAUCUAAGUGAUGCCUGAUGCCAAAGAACAUGAAGAUAUUUAAGUAAACAAAAUCAUACACUUUGAGAAGAACAAAGAACAAAACAUGUGCUCAAGGGAUGGAGAGGAAAUAAGUGCAUUUCUGCAAAUAUCAAGCUAGGCUGGAUGAAAUAGCAUGCAUUUGUAAAGCUAUUGCAAGACUCCUCCCACAGCUAUACUAACAUGAACACAAUUAUCAGGAUUCUAAAACGUGUGUUCCAUUUUAGUGCAAAGAUGUGUGUUAUUAGUUAUUGUGUGUGGCCUGACAGUGAUGAUGGAACGUGUAAGAAAUAGAAGAGUUCUCAGGCUUUCAAAACCAUUCAGCCUGUCAGAAAUGUAUAAUGUUACUCAAAUUUGAAGUCACCUUCUCCCACCCCCCACCAAAAAAAGGAAGAAAAGAGAACGUAAAGGACAGAAAGAAAUUAGUCCAUGUCUGCUUCUGAUUGCUGUUACAUAGAAAAGGAAAAGGCCAGUGAAAAUGUGUGUGUUAACGGUCUGGAGAGACGCUGAUCCUGCACACUCUGUAAGAGAAGCCAUUUUUGGAAACUCAGAAAAAGUACUGCUUCACCCCCGUCACGUUCUUUAGAAUCUUAUCUCAAGUGAAAGUUGAUGGAUUCAUCUGCUUUGGCUGAAAUUAAACUUAUCAUUAAUCUAGAGUUUCAGCGUGAUAUUGCAGGCACUUAUCACUGCUAAAAAUAAACCAAAGUUUAACAGAGGCAGUUAGAGAAAGUGAUUGAAACUUUAUUUAAAGAGGUAUUUUCUAAUUAUGCACAUAGAUCUACUUUCUACAAAUACUUUAUAUGGCUAUUUUUGAGAAAAACCUGACAUCUUAAUGUUUCUGAUAGGGAUGAACCUGCAAAUUCUAUUCCCUUUAUUUAGAUUUUUAAAGGUAAAUAUUGAUUCCUAUCCUCCAUGGUUUAUUUCUUCUCUCUAUUGCUUCUUUCUCACACGACCCCCUUGAAGGCAAGGAAUAGAGUUCUAGGAGAUCUGAGAGGAAAAAGAUUUCUCUCUGCAGGAGGCAGCAGAAAACUGUCUGAAAGGUCAAUUGUUUUAUCUGCCUUCCUACUCCCCUUUCCAAUUCUGCCUUGAUGGUCUGAAGAAGAAAAAGAAAUUACAUGUAUGUAUCUGUAUAUAUGUGUAUAUAUUUAUAUCUCCUGCUACAAUGAUUCCACAUUCCCAGUGACUAAGUGAACUUCUCAAUCAUCAUCAUACUUACUUACUUUAUACUAACAAAUUAAAAUGAUGCUGCCAAAACAACUCCAGGAGGAAAACACAGGCUCUCCAUUUUUCUUAAAUAGACGAGGGAGGAAAAGUUGUACUUAACUUGUCUGUGAUUUUUCAAUAUGCAUUGAAGUAAUGUCGUAUAACUUCUCCGGAGUGCAAUUUUAAGGCUAAUCCAUGCAGGUGAUUGUGAUGAUUGUAAACAAUUUCUUAUAUGUAUAGUUCUUAUAUAGAAAAUCCUAUUUCUACUCCUCCAGAGCACAUUAUAGACAUUCAGAAGAACAAACGACUAGCUUGGCAAGUCACCACCUGAGAUAAUGCAAACAAGUGACCGAUAGCUCACAGUUUCCUUUAUAUACAUGUAUAGUGAUUCGAACUGCCGCCUUUUCCUCCAGUGCAUUCUCACUUGGCUCUUAUCCUUCACAAAGCUCUGAAGCUACUACAAUAGAGAAAUCAAAAAGAGUAACAGGAUCUGAGAUUUUACACUUUUAUCCUAUCUUAAGACACACACAUUUAGCGCACGCACACACACACACAAACAAGUUCAAGGGAUGUAUCAAUUUCACACACUGUUUUUUAACAAUAACAGCAACAAAGCUUUAGGUUCUACUAAUUUAUGUAAAUUCUUUAUGGACUUUUAUCUUCACAAAGGCUUUUCUGAAAUCUUCAUGGUAUGGCUUCUUUGAGUCUUGUGCUAGAAAAUGAUAUUUUGAAAUACUAACCCUGACUUACAUUUAGGGGCAUUUGCCACACCAUAUUAUCAAGCUGGUCAGGGUAGAAAUACUGAUGCAUAUCACCUUUUCCAGAUGUGAACUUGCCUUAUUUUUUAGUUUGUGGAAAAAUAAAGAACUACUAUUAUGGAUAAAUUAUAUAUUUGUAUUUACAGUAAUCCCACAUGCUUUUCACAAACAUUAUGAGACCUUUCAGGGUCUUUUACAAAGUUCUGGUAACUGAAUUAAAGGGUUUGAUUCCCAGAUUUAUAAUGGUCCUGCUCUAGCCGUUGGCAGUUUUGUUUUAGAUUGAAAAUUAUCAUCAAAAAAAAAAAAAAGGUACAUGGUGACAUUCUUAUUAUAGAACCAAAUGCUACUAAAGUAUUUUGUUGGGUUUAUCACUGCCACAUGUGAGAAGCACCAAUUUAAUGCAGAUUUUCUUCAGAAUGUUUUUUAAAACUGUUUACAAGUUGUAUUAGUUUCCUUUGGCUGCUGUAACAAAUUACCACACACUUGGGGACUUAAACACAUUAGAAAGUCAUUCCCUUGUGAUUGUGGUGAUCAGAUGUCCAAAAUCAAGGGUCAUGCUCCCUCCAGAGGCUCUAGAGAAAAUCUUCCCUUGCCUCUUCCAGCUGCUGGUGGCUGUUGGCACUCUUUGGGUUAUAACCACAUCUCUCUCUGCUCCGUCUUCUCAUCCCCUUCCCUUCUGUGUGUCUAAUUUCCCUAUGCCUCUCUCAUAAGGACGCUUCUGUUGGAAUUUAGGGCCCACCUAGAUAAUCCAGGAUCCUUUCAUGUCAAGACCCUAAGCUUAAUGACAUCUGUAAGACCAUUUUUCCAAAUAAAAUAUCAUUCACAGGUUCUUGGGAUUAGGAUGUGGAUGUAUCUUUUUGGAGGUGACCUUUAGCCCACUGGACCCCGCCAAAUGUAUGUCUGUCCCACAUGCAAAAUAUAUUCACCCUAUCCCAACAUUUCCAACAGUCUCAUUCCUAAGUUUAAAAUCUCAUCCAAAUCUCAGUUCAAAAGUCCUGAAUUUCAUCAUCUUAAUCAUCUAAGUCAAGGAUAAGUGAAAACCCUGGGGCAAAAUUCCUUUCCAUCUGUGAAUCAGUGAAACAAGACAACAAAUUAUUUGCUUGCAAAAUACAAUGGUGGGACAGGCAUAUGAUAAUAGUUACAGACAUUCCGAUUACAAAAAGGAGAAAAUGGAGCAAAGGAGUCACCUGUCCUGCUGAUUUUCAGAAUUCAGCCCAGUAGAACCCCCUUAGGUUUCAAGGCCUGACAAUAAUCCUCCUUGUCUCAGGGCUGCACCCUUCAGGCCUGCAGCUCUGGCCUCUUGGCCCAUGGAUGGAGUCUCUGCCUCUGAACCUGCAGCUCUGCCCUUGGGUUGAUCCUUUCUAUUGAAGGGUAGCGCCUGUCUGUAGCUUUAUCAUCCUGUUUCCUGCCUGAAAAAUUUUGGUAGUCUGACAACCUUCUCUCAUUUAGUCCUGUCUCUGCCCCUUUCAGGCCAAGCUGGAACUGUUUCUGCUGGUAUAACCUUCUCAAAAACUUUGUGGGCUCCCCAUGUAUGUAUCACAUUGAUUCAAUAGUGAGACAAGAGAGUCCUCACAGAUCUUUGCCAGAUAACCCUAUUUCUAUUCCUGGUGUCUGUUGUGAUGGUUGAAUGGAUCACUGAGUAAAUGCCUGGUCGCUUCCACACUGGCCAAAGGUUGUCCAGACUUGACUUUAUCUCUAGAGCACACUAUCCUAACAGUGACUCUCCUCGUUUUAGCUUUUUUUUUCCCCAAUCUGAAUAGUCUCAGAAUUUCCUGAAUCAUCAAGUGCUGCUUCCUUUCUGCUUAAUAGUUCUUUCUUUAAUUUAUCUCUUUCCUCUUCUAUUUUACUAUAAGGUCAAGAAAAAAAACAAAAAAACUAGGCCAUCCCUCCAACGCUUUGCUCUCAAAUUUCCACCACUAAAUAUCCAAAUUCAUUGCUUACAGAUUCUACUUUCCACACAACUGUUGGAAACAAUUUGAAUAAGCUUUACGCCACUUUAUAACGAGGAUCACCUUUCCUCUAGUUUCCAAUAAACUUUUCCUCAGUUCCUUUUGAGCACUCACAGGAAACGCCCUUAGCAUUCAUAUUCUUACCAACGGUCUGUUAAAGGCUCUAUACUUUUUCUAUCAUAGUCAUCAGAAUUCUUCCAACCUCUACACAUUAUCUAAUUCCAAAGCCACUUCCACAUUUUUAGGUCUUUUUAAUAGCAGCACCUGACUGCCUGAUACCAAAAUCUGUAUUUUGUUCCUGUGGUAGCUGGAACAGAUUACUCCAAAUAUGGUGGCUUAAAACAACAGAAAUUUAUUCUCCUACUGUUUAGGAGGCCAGAAGUCCUAAACUGAGGUCUUGGCAGGGCUGCACUCCCUCUGAAGGCUAUCAGAGAAGGCCCACCAGUUUAUCCAUGAUAAUUUCCUCAUCUCAAGAUCCUUAACUUUAAUUACAUCUGUGAAGACCCUUCUUCAGAAUAAGGUAACGUCACAGGUUCUGAGAAUUAGGACAUGGACGUAUCUUUGGGGAGCCACCAGUCAGCUCACUACACUAGUCAUUGCACAUAAAUGUACUUUUCACUUUUUAAAAUGCAUCCUUGGUGCUCAAGCCAAAUUCAAGGUUGUCUCUAAAAGCUAUUGUAUGCACAGGCUACUGCAUGCUUUGAUGUUAAAUGGCUGAACAGGCUAUUCUAAAAUUCAGUUGAUACUUUUGUUACUAUGGCCAAUUAGCUUGAAAAAAUAAUUGGUUCCAGUUCUGAGCUCUGGUGUAUCUCUUCUGCCCCUUUUAUGGAGUCUUUGACCAAACGUCUUCUAUGAUUAAUAAUGUAGGUAUAAAACUACCUCUGAUACAGAAAGGUUCUUCACAAGUUUAUUUUAGAUAUUGUGAAUCCCUCAGCUGAAAGGAGAGAUGACAGCAGAGCUUGUUUGAAUGGAUACUGAGGGAGGCUGUGCCCAUACCAAGACACUCAGAAGAAGUAUUUCAGUAGUAGCAGAACUGUGGAUUCAUGUUCUCAUUUUGCCUCGGAAUAAACACCUGUCUCUUUGCAGGACCAAGAAUGACUUGCAAUUUAUCUGUCAUGCAUACUUACUUAUUCAAUAAAGUUAAGAUUAAAUUAAA